UGGCACACACGAAAGCGGCACCACGAACGAGCGGCGCAGCAGACACACUCGACCAGGAUGCGGUGAUGCGCGCAUUGCGCGAGGCGGCGGCCAACCGCGCUCAGGACAGCGGCAGCGACGAGGAGAGUGGGAGCGACAAUGAGAGCGGAAGCGAUGAUGGGAGCGGAAGCGAUGUUGGGAGCGGAGGUGGCGAUGGCAGCGACAGCGAUGCCGAGUCCGCCGUUUCCUCUACCCACUCCCCACGACCCUCUCCUCCUCGCCCCGUUGCCCGCGCCUCGGUAGCCACAACAUCUCGCGUCAAGCUCCCUCCGAAGGCCGAUGCGAAGGGCAAGGCCUCCACCGUCUUUGACACGCCCCGCGUCGCGGCAAAUGCGACGUUCGAGAGCCUCGGGCUAUCACAGCCCGCGAUUCAGGCGCUCGCGACUCUCUCCAUCAAGGCGCCUACCGAGAUCCAGACCGCUACGAUUCCGGCCAUGCUCGCGGGCCGCGACGUGAUCGGCGGCGCGAAGACGGGUUCAGGCAAGACGCUCGCCUUUGCCCUGCCCAUUCUUGAGCGCCUUGCGCGUGACCCGUUCGGCAUUGCUGCGCUCGUGCUCACGCCCACGCGUGAACUGGCGUACCAGCUCGCAGAGCAGUUCUUGGCCGUCGGCAAGCCGAUGGGGUUGACCACCGAGACCAUCGUCGGGGGAAUGGACAUGCUUGCGCAAGCGCAGGCACUCGAGCGGCGGCCUCACAUUGUGGUGGCGACGCCGGGGCGACUGUGCGAUCUCCUCCGUUCUGACGGCGUCGAGCAGGGCAAGCUCCGCCGCGUGCGCACUCUCGUGCUCGACGAAGCGGACCGCAUGCUCACGCCGACGUUCGCUCCUGAACUCGCGUACCUCUUCGAGCAGAUCCCCAAGUCACGCCAGACCUGCCUGUUUACAGCGACGAUCAGCGACGCCAUCAUGGAUCUCGCGAAGCGCCCUCCCCCACCGGGCAAGCAGGCGCCUUUCGUGUACCGCGUCGCCUCUGACACCAUGACUGUCGAGAAGCUCAAGCAGAAGUACCUCUUCAUUCCAUCGCAGAUCCGCGACCCAUAUCUCUACUACCUCCUCCUGAACCCGCCGUCGGACAUUGACGCGGUGCUCGCCGCCCCGCGCCCCAAGCCCAAGCCGAAACCCACGAAGCGCGGCAAGCGCGCGCGCUCCGCGACGCCGGAAGACGACACCCCGCACAUCGUCCCCACCAUCAUCUUCACGCAGCGCUGCGCGACCGCCCAGCUCCUCCACCUCAUCCUGGAAGAGCUCGACAUCCCCUCGGUCCCGCUGCACUCGCACCUGACGCAGCCGCAGCGGCUGCUCUCGCUAGCGCGCUUCCGUGCCCGCGAAGUCCCUGUCCUCGUGACCACCGACGUCGGCUCGCGCGGCCUCGACAUCCCCGAGGUCGCGAUGGUGGUCAACUGGGACUGUCCCCGGCGCGCGGACGACUACGUCCAUCGCGUGGGCCGAACUGCGCGUGCGGGGCGCGGGGGUGUCGCCGUCACGAUCGUGACAGAGCGCGACGUAGAGCUCGUCCAGAGCAUCGAGAAGGAGAUCAAGGUCACGCUUGCCGAGCUCGAGCUGCCGGAGAGCACGGUGCUGGAAAAUCUCAACCGCGUGAGCGCGGCGCGCCGCAUGGCCGCGAUGGAGAUGUCAGACUCCAAGUUUGGCGAGCGCAAGGCGAUUAACCAGGCCAAGGCGAUCAAGCGCGCGCGCCGGGACGCGGCGAAGUAGGUCUGGACGGUGUGGUCGAAGCCGCUCAGCCGCCGCUGCGUAAUGUAUAGGCAUCAUGUAUGAUCUACUUGCACGAUAUGGACUGCAGU
Molecule: messenger RNA, 1840 nt
Organism: Cutaneotrichosporon oleaginosum
Lineage: Eukaryota; Fungi; Basidiomycota; Tremellomycetes; Trichosporonales; Trichosporonaceae
Molecular function (GO): ATP binding; nucleic acid binding; RNA helicase activity
Source: RefSeq, a predicted model, not a curated record